Molecule: messenger RNA, 473 nt
Organism: Drosophila busckii
Lineage: Eukaryota; Metazoa; Arthropoda; Insecta; Diptera; Drosophilidae
Exons: 2
Coding region: 50-385 (111 amino acids)
Source: RefSeq, a predicted model, not a curated record
UCGCAGCUUAGAGCUAAGGCAAGCUACACUGUAAAUUAUUUUCACAAAGAUGAUCUACUAUAUGCUGCAGAGUAUCUCAACAGCCAUACUAACUUUAAUUAGCGCAGUAUGGUCUGUGGAAGAGACAUUAAUUAGUUUUAUGAUGUCGAGCUUUUUAUACACCAUGCGCUUUGCUUGCCACCCGUUGAUGGUGCUGCCUAUGCUUCUAUGCACCUACUACGUAAUUUAUAAGAAUUGGCGUCCGCGUGUGCCAGGAGAAGCAAAUAUAACGCGCACACCACGCGUACAAUCCUAUCGCAGUCUGGGCAGCAUAUCUUCACGCAGCAAUGACAGCCAUGACUUGGAGACCUUUGGCUCUGAGGAGGAGCACAGCAAACGCAAUUAAGAACACUUCAUAAUUUUUAUAAAUUUAUGGUUUAUUCGCAUAUAAUACUACACAGCUGAACUUAACUUAUGCUUAGCUAAGAUUAAAA